AUAAUUCUCAUUGCAAUAUCGCAAUCUCCGUUGCUGUCUCGAUUAAAAUCCCCAACACCAGUCAGAUUGUUUUUUAUGAAAAAUAGUGACGACUUUCCAAGAUAUUAUAAGCAAGCCGCAUAUCUAAUCAGCUGUGUAUGCCAAGACUACUUCUCACUGGUAAAGAUGCGGCUGCAAGCUUUACCGCGGUUAAUCACCUUCGACGUAACAGGCACCCUGUUGAUGACUAAACUUGAGCAACAUUAUGCAGAUGUAGCGCGAAGUCAUGGACUUUCAGGUCUCGAUGGUCCAAGAAUGUCAAAAACAUUUCGCGACAGUUUCAAACGUCUUCAAAUUGAACAUCCGAUAUACGGGAGACAUACUGGACUAGGUUGGGAGAAUUGGUGGAGGAAUAUUGUUUACGAUGUGUUCAGAGAUCAGCAUCAGAAUAUCACUAAUGAUAAGCUUGACCAGAUCGCCAACAGUCUGAUAGACUGCUACAGCACGAACCGUUGCUGGCACAAAUAUCCAGGAACGAUUGAAUUACUUGAUAGCUUGAGACUGAGGCCCAAUCUCAUACUUGGAAUUAUAUCGAAUUUUGACGAGCGGCUCGAAGGGAUAUUAGACUCGGCUAGCUUACGCUCGUAUUUUUCGUUUGUCAUUACCUCGUAUGGAUUAGGAGUCGAGAAACCUAGUGUGGCCAUUUUUCAGGAAGCUCUACGACUGUCAUCCGAAAGAUUGCAAGAUGAAAUCCCGCCAAAAGAAGCUUUGCAUGUAGGUGAUCGAGUUGACAAUGACUACCUGGGAGCACGAGCAGCACAAUGGAACGCCAUCCUAAUAAACCAUGACAAAGACAGUACAGACGAUAAACGAGUCGAGCCGAGUGAUGUGUUCAGGAACUUUGAUGAGCUCAAGACGUACUUCGACAAGUUAUCCAGAAAGGACGCUACUGCUGAAGUCAAUUGUAGACAUUGAAAUACUUUCUUACCUUUAUAAAAGUGAUAUGAACUUUUUAAGUGUUCCUUUAAAAAAUAUCUCUUUUAUUGGAAUAGCUCGUUUAGUGUGAUAAUUAAACGGCUAGUUCUAUAAAAUCGUAUGUGACAAUUGUAGUAGCUUGAUUGCGAUUAAGUUAUUUUACUAAUCGCGAGAUUGUUAUUGUUGCAAGUUGUAGUUAAAAUAUAAAUUAUUUGUAAUUUAUCCUACUAUUUGUACGUACAAAUAAGAAAUACGUUAGUGGAUGGCUAUUACAGACUUUGUAAACCAAUAUUUUCCUAUUUAUCGCGCUAAUUUAUUGAAUAAAUGUGCCAUCUGUUUUUUAUAGCCGUAUGUCGUGAGGUUAAAUAUUCUAAUUAUACGUUUCGUAGAUAUUGCCAUAUUAAUCUGGGUCUAAGAUUAUUCCAUAAAUGUAAUAGUUGUUUACUAAUAAAAUAUAAUUUUAU
Phymastichus coffea is the source of this 1418-nucleotide messenger RNA. Its product is annotated as rhythmically expressed gene 2 protein-like. The transcript has 4 exons. Bases 76 to 954 code for a protein of 292 amino acids. The record is from RefSeq and is a predicted model, not a curated record. Lineage: Eukaryota; Metazoa; Arthropoda; Insecta; Hymenoptera; Eulophidae.